Molecule: messenger RNA, 567 nt
Organism: Lentinula edodes (shiitake mushroom)
Lineage: Eukaryota; Fungi; Basidiomycota; Agaricomycetes; Agaricales; Omphalotaceae
Exons: 5
Coding region: 1-567 (188 amino acids)
Source: RefSeq, a predicted model, not a curated record
AUGGGUAAACUGGGCUGGAUCCGCGUCGGAUUAUAUAGCGCUUUACUUGUAUUCUCUUUUAUUCUUCUCGCACUCUCCUGUGCCAGAAUCAACUACACUCUUCAUAUUCCUCGCGGAGACCCUUUGAACGGUGGAAGAGAUUUCUAUGACCCGGUCAUCCCUGAACUCAUCUUCACGACGUUGGUCACAAUGAGCUGGUCUGGACUUAUGCUCUUUGUAUUCUUCGACGAUGCUUUGAAAUUGCGAUUCCUCAGACUCUAUGGCGACGAACUCAUUGGUUUGGCAAUUCUCUGGAUCUUCUGGAUCGGAGGAGCUGGUGCCGCAUCGAGUCUCUGGGGAGACUUGUCGUUCUGUCAACAGUUUGAGGCGUGCCGGAUCCUAUCUGCUCUUGAGGCGUUUGCAUGGCUCGGGUGGCUUAUAUUGACUGCGAUGAUCGUGCUUUCGAUUGUAGUGAUAUUACGAUCACGAAAUAUUGGAGGCAAAGGUUUAGCGGAACCUUUGCCAACCCGCGUUGGUGGCGAUGAUGCAGUAGGAGGACGAAAGACAAAUGUUGCAGUCGCGGUUUAG